Molecule: messenger RNA, 5084 nt
Organism: Castor canadensis (American beaver)
Lineage: Eukaryota; Metazoa; Chordata; Mammalia; Rodentia; Castoridae
Source: RefSeq, a predicted model, not a curated record
UUUUCUUUGACUGUCUAAAACAUAUAUGUUCCUUUUAGUUUUUUAGUGACUUAAAAAUAAAGUUUUUGUUCUUUUUGAAUGUUGCUAAUUUUGAGUAAAAUUUCCCCUUCUUUUCUUUCAAUAGAAUUGUUUUAAGUAUUACAUGAGUGAUGACAUUAGCCGUGACUCAGAUGGAAUGGAUGAGCAAUGUAGAUGGUGUGCAGAAGGUGGAAACUUGAUUUGUUGUGACUUUUGCCAUAAUGCCUUCUGCAAGAAGUGCAUUCUGCGCAAUCUUGGUCGAAAGGAGUUAUCUACAAUAAUGGAUGAAAAUAACCAAUGGUAUUGCUACAUUUGUCACCCAGAACCUUUAUUGGACUUGGUCACUGCAUGUAACAGUGUAUUUGAGAAUUUAGAACAGUUGUUGCAACAAAAUAAGAAGAAGAUAAAAGUUGACAAUGAAAAGAGUAGUAAAGUAUGUGAUCAUGCACCCAAAUUUUCUCCAAAGAAGAAUAGUACAAAUUGUAAUGGAGAAGAUAAGAAAUUAGAUGAUUCAUGUUCUGGUUCUGUAACCUACUCUUAUUCUGCACUAAUUGUGCCCAAAGAGAUGAUUAAGAAGGCUAAAAAACUGAUUGAGACUACAGCCAACAUGAAUUCUAGUUAUAUUAAGUUUUUGAAGCAGGCAACAGAUAACUCGGAAAUCAGUUCUGCUAUGAAAUUACGUCAGCUGAAGGCUUUUAAAUCUGUGUUGGCUGACAUCAAGAAGGCUCAUUUUGCAUUAGAAGAAGAUUUGAAUACUGAGAUUCGAGCUUUGGAUGUAUUACACAAAGAAAAAAAUACCAAAGAGUAUAAAGUCAUGGAUGCUAAGUCUGAAACAAAAGUACGAAAAGGAGAAAAACCCUGUUCUUUGGAAAAGAAGGAUCUUUCAAAGUCAGAAGUUAAACCAUCAAGAAAACAGGUAGAUAGUGAGCACAUAGAUCAGAGUGGUGCACCAGCAGAGGAACAACGAGCAAAUAAAAGUACCAGUGGUGAACACAAGAAGUCUGACAGAAAAGAAGAACCUCAAUAUGAGCCUGCUAAUACUUCUGAAGACUUAGACAUGGAUAUUGUGUCUGUUCCUUCUUCAGUGCCAGAAGACAUUUUUGAGAAUCUUGAGACUGCUAUGGAAGUUCAGAGUUCAGCUGAUUAUCAAGUUGAUGGCAAGAGUAGAACCGAGCAAGAACUGGAGAGCUCAUCGGUAAAACUAAAUGCUCCUUCAAAAGACAACAGAGGAGGUAUUAAGUCCAAAACCACAGCUAAAGUAACAAAAGAAUUAUAUGUUAAACUCACUCCUGUUUCACUUUCUAAUUCUCCAAUUAAAGGUGGUGAUUGCCAGGAAGUUCCACAAGAUAAAGAUGGUUGUAAAAGUUCUGGUCUGAACCCCAAGUUAGAAAAAUGUGGACCUGGGCAGGAAAACAGUGAUAGUGAGCAUUUAGUUCAAAAUGAAGUUCCAUUACUUUUAGAAGAAUCUGAUCUUCGAAGAUCUCCACGAGUAAAGACUACCCCUUUAAGGCGACAGACAGAAAUAAGCCUUGUAACAUCUAAUUCAGAUGAGGAAAGUAAUGAAACAGUUAAGGACAAACAAAAAUUGUUAGUUCCAAUUAAAAAAAAGGAUAAGCGAAAUUCUUCUGACAGUGCUAUAGAUAAUCCUAAACCUAACAAAUUGCCUAAAUCUAAGCAAUCAGAGAUUGUGGAUCAGAAUUCAGAUUCUGAUGAAAUGCUGGCAAUCCUCAAAGAGGUAAGCAGAGUGAGUCAUAGUUCUUCAGACACUGACAUUAAUGAACCUCAUACCAAUCUUAAGACUUUGUAUAGUUUAAAAACCCAAACAGGGAAAGAUGAUAAAGGAAAAAGAAAACGGAAAAGUUCUACUUCUGGGUCAGAAUUUGAUAUUAAAAAAGGCAAAUCGGCUAAAAGCUCUAUAAUCUCUAAAAAGAAACGCCAAAACCAGUCUGACUCUUCUAAUUAUGACUCAGAGUUAGAAAAAGAGAUAAAAAGCAUGAGUAAAAUAGGGGUUGCCAGAACAACCAAAAAAAGAGUUCCAAAUAAAAAAGAUUAUGAUUCUUCCGAAGAUGAAAAGCAUAGCAAAAAAGGAACUGAUAGUCAAGGACCAAAAAGUAUGAAGACUGCACAAGAGGGAUCGUCUGAUGAUGCUGAGAGAAAGCAAGAGAAAAAGUCUCUGUCUUCAGCAGAAGGUGCAGUUGAGAGAGACAAGGCCUUCACAGGAUUAAAAGAUCGACCUUUGAAGAAGCAGAUGCCACGUGUUUCCUCUGAUGGUGCUGAUAAGCUGCCUUCUGGCAAAGAGGAGAGUUUAAAUUCCCCAGAAGACAAAAUUAUUUCUAAAACUAAAGAAAAGAAUAAGCACCUGAAAACCAAAACAUGUAAAAAAGUACAGGGUGGCCUAUCUGAUGCUGUUGACAAAUUCCCAAAGAAAGAGCAGAGUGAUGAAUCCUCUGAAGAUGAUAAAAAGCAGAUCAAAAAGGAAAGUGAAGAAAAAGAAAAGAAAACUACAGACUUGAAGAAAAAAGUAAUUAAGAUAGAAUCACAGUAUGAAUCAUCGUCAUCUGAUGGUAUUGAGAAAUUACCUGAGGGAGAAGAUUGUCAGUAUACUAAAAUCAUAACACAAAGUAAGAAUGAUAUAACUGAUGGUGAAAAAAAAGGCAAAAAACUAAAAGAUAAAGUGUCUAAAAAGAAGGACGAAUUAUCUGAUAAUGUUGAGAAAUUACCAGGGAAAGGGGAUAGUUGUGACUCUUCAGAAGAUAAAAGGAGUAAGACUAGAGCAUCUGCUAGAGAAAAGAAAAAAUGCAUUUUGCCUCAAAAAGGUCCAAGGAAGAGACAAGAGUGUUCAUCAUCCGAUACUGAGAAAUAUUCCGUGAAAGAAGAUGGUUGUGACUCUUCUGAAAAGAGACUGAAAAGAAUAGAAUUGAGGGAAAGACGAAAUUUGAAUUCAAAGAGAAAUACUAAGGAAAUACAAAUUUGCUCAUCAUCUUCUGAUGCCGAGGAAAGUUCUGAAGACAAUAAAAAGCAGAAGAAACCAAGAACUUCAGCUAAAAAGAAGGCUGGCAAUAUCAAGGAGAAAAAGAGAAACUCCCUAAGAACGAGCAUUAAAAGGAAGCAAGCGGACAUUACUUCCUCAUCUUCAGAUAUAGAGGAUGAUGAUCAGAAUUCUAUAGGCGAGGGGAGCAGUGAUGAACAGAAAAUUAAGCCUGUGACUGAAAGUUUAGUGCUCUCUUCCCACACUGGAUUUUGCCAAUCUUCAGGAGAUGAAGCCUUAUGUAAAUCAGUGCCUGUCACAAUGGAUGACGACGACGACGACAAUGAUCCUGAGAAUAGAAUUGCCAAGAAGAUGCUUUUAGAAGAAAUUAAAGCCAAUCUUUCCUCUGAUGAUGAAGGAUCUUCAGAUGAUGAACCAGAAGAAGAGAAAAAGAGAAAUGGAAAACCAAAUGAAGAAAACCCAGGAUAUGAGGAAGCAAAAAAUCAAGACAAUUCCGAAUCUGAUUCAGAUUCUGAAGAAUCUAAGAAGCCAAGAUACAGACAUAGGCUUUUGCGGCACAAACUGGCUGUGAGUGAUGGAGAAUCUGGAGAAGAAAAAAAGACAAAGCUUAAAGAGCAUAAAGAAGCUAAGGGUAGAAAUAGAAGAAAAGUGAGCAGUGAAGAUUCAGAAGAUUCUGAUUUUCAGGAAUCGGGAGUUAGUGAAGGAGUUAGUGAAUCUGAAGAUGAACAGCGUCCUAGAACAAGGUCUGCAAAGAAAGCAGAAUUGGAAGAAAACCAGCGGAGUUAUAAACAAAAAAAGAAAAGACGACGUAUUAAGGUUCAAGAGGAUUCAUCCAGUGAAAAUAAAAGUAAUUCUGAAGAAGAAAAAAAGGAAGACGAAGAGGAUGAAGAGGAGGAGGAGGAAGAUGAAAAUGAUGAUUCUAAGUCUCCUGGAAAAGGCAGAAAGAAAAUUCGGAAGAUUCUUAAAGAUGAUAAACUAAGAACAGAAACACAAAAUGCUCUUAAAGAAGAAGAAGAGAGGCGAAAACGUAUUGCUGAGAGGGAGCGUGAGCGAGAGAAAUUGAGAGAGGUGAUAGAAAUUGAAGAUGCCUCACCCACCAAGUGUCCCAUAACAACCAAGUUGGUUUUAGAUGAAGAUGAAGAAACCAAAGAACCUUUAGUGCAGGUUCAUAGAAACAUGGUUAUAAAACUGAAACCCCAUCAAGUAGAUGGCGUUCAGUUUAUGUGGGAUUGUUGCUGUGAAUCUGUAAAAAAAACAAAGAAAUCUCCAGGUUCGGGAUGUAUUCUUGCCCACUGUAUGGGCCUUGGUAAGACUUUACAGGUGGUAAGUUUUCUUCACACAGUUCUUUUGUGUGACAAAUUGGACUUUAGUACAGCUUUAGUGGUUUGUCCUCUUAAUACUGCUUUGAACUGGAUGAAUGAAUUUGAGAAGUGGCAAGAGGGAUUAAAAGAUGAUGAGAAGCUUGAGGUCUCCGAAUUAGCCACUGUGAAACGUCCUCAGGAGAGAAGUUACAUGCUUCAGAGGUGGCAAGAGGAUGGUGGUGUUAUGAUCAUAGGGUAUGAGAUGUACAGAAAUCUUGCUCAAGGAAGGAAUGUGAAGAGUCGGAAACUUAAAGAAAUAUUCAAUAAAGCUUUGGUUGAUCCAGGCCCUGACUUUGUUGUGUGUGAUGAAGGCCAUAUUCUUAAAAAUGAAGCGUCUGCUGUUUCAAAAGCUAUGAAUUCUAUACGAUCAAGGAGGAGAAUUAUUUUAACAGGAACACCACUUCAAAAUAACCUAAUUGAGUAUCAUUGCAUGGUUAACUUUAUCAAGGAAAAUUUGCUUGGAUCUAUUAAGGAGUUCAGGAAUAGAUUUAUAAAUCCAAUCCAAAAUGGUCAGUGUGCAGAUUCUACCAUGGUAGAUGUCAGAGUGAUGAAAAAACGUGCUCAUAUUCUCUAUGAGAUGUUAGCUGGAUGUGUGCAGAGGAAAGAUUAUACAGCAUUAACAAAGUUCUUGCCUCCGAAACAUGAGUAUGUUUUGGCUGUGCGAAUGACUGCUAUUCAGUGCAAGCUCUAUCAAUACUACUUAGAUCACUUAACAG